AAGUAGCACAAUUAAAGGCUAAAGAGUUGGUGCGCAAAUCAAAAAGCCCGUGGGCUUCUCUGAUCAUAGUUGUCCCAAAAAAGGGUAAAAAACUGCAAAUAUGCGUCGACUAUAGGAAAGUAAAAAUAAAUGAAAAGGACCGAGAAAAAACUGUAUUUGCAGUUCCUUUCGGCACGUAUAAGAUGCCUUUUGGCCUUUGCAACGCUUCCACCACCUUCCAGUAUAUAAUGAAUUACAUGCUGGCUGAUUUCAUUGAGCAAUUUGUUGUAGUAUAUCUCGACGAUAUUGUAAUAUACUCCGCUUCUUUCAACGAACACCUGCACCAUAUUGCCGCUGUUUUCGAAAAGCUAAAGGCCGUGGGUCUAAAGUUGAAUUAUGACAAGUGUGCCUUUUUCCAACUCUACCUCCACUUCUUGGGUCAUAUUAUCAGACGAGAGGGAGUUCGUCCUAAUAAUAGUAAAGUAGAAAAGGUUCAGAACUUUCCUGCUCCUGUGAACUUAAGGCAACUCUGUAGAUUUAUUGGGUUAGCUUCGUACUAUAGGAAGUUUAUUCCUAACUUUGCUUCAAUUGCUCGGCCUUUGCACCAUUUGUUGAGGAAGGAUGUCGAAUAUGAAUGGACUCAUGAACAGGAAG
Dentiscutata erythropus is the source of this 633-nucleotide messenger RNA. Lineage: Eukaryota; Fungi; Glomeromycota; Glomeromycetes; Diversisporales; Gigasporaceae. The record is from the annotation of a GenBank genome assembly.